AGAGGGGGGGAGAAGGAAGGCUUCAUCCACUGCCUGCCAUUGCAGUGCGGCGGCUGCUGCUCUGGAGCCACAUCAGGAAGACCUCUCCAUUCCUUUUCUGUAAGAUUUUCACAAGCACGCAAGGAGGACCAUUGCGUUUGCGAAGAGCGCAGCAAUGGAGGAGACUGUCAUUUGGGAACAGCACACAGUAACACUACACAGGGCACCAGGGUUUGGCUUCGGGAUAGCCAUAUCAGGAGGUCGGGAUAACCCUCAUUUUCAGAGCGGCGAGACCUCCAUUGUCAUCUCGGAUGUGCUGAAAGGAGGCCCAGCUGAGGGCCUGCUGCAGGAAAAUGACAGAGUCGUCAUGGUCAAUGCCGUCUCCAUGGACAAUGUGGAGCACGCGUACGCAGUCCAGCAGCUUCGUAAAAGUGGAAAAAUUGCCAAAAUUACAAUCAGGCGGAAGAGGAAGGUGCAUGUCCCCAUGGGCCGCCUGGGCGAGAGGGAAACUAUGUCGGAGCAUGACGAGGAGGAGGACAGCUACGAUGAAGAGAUAUACGAGACGCGGAGCGGACGCAGCGGCGCUUACAGCGGCGUGGGCGGGGCCAUGGGCAGGCGCAGUGGCCGGAGCAGCGGGCGAAGGGACAGGGAGCGUGAACGCAGCGGCUCGCGGGAGAGGAGUCUCUCCCCACGCUCAGACCGCCGCUCACACAACCUGCCCCCACGUCCUGCCAAGGUCACACUUGUCAAAUCCCGUAAAAAUGAAGCAGAAUAUGGCCUGCGCCUGGCCAGCCACAUCUUUGUCAAGGACAUUUCCCCUGAGAGCCUGGCAGCCAGGGACGGCAACAUCCAGGAAGGGGAUGUUGUACUGAAGAUCAAUGGCACAGUGACAGAGAACCUCUCCUUGAUAGACGCAAAGAAGCUGAUAGAAAGGUCAAAGGGCAAGCUAAAAAUGGUUGUUCAGAGGGACGACAGGGCGACCCUGCUGAACAUCCCUGACCUCGAUGACAGCAUUCCUUCAGCUAACGCCUCUGACAGAGACGACAUUUCAGAUAUCCAUUCUCUGGCCUCCGAUCAUUCCAAUCGAUCGCAUGACAGACAUCGUAGCAGCCGCUCUCGCUCUCCAGACAGAAGAUCUGAACCCUCAGACCACUCCAGGCACUCGCCUCCGCAAAUCAGCAAUGGCAGUCACAGAAGUCGUGAUGACGAACGGAUCUCAAAGCCGGCUUCAACACCAGCGAAGCUCGCAGAGGAGGUUCCUCUGCCCAAACCGAAGGAGUCGGCUAUUGCUAGAGAGGAGAAACAGCUCCCACCGCUCCCAGAGCCCAAGCCUGUGUAUGCUCAGCCUGGGCAGCCAGAUGUAGACCUGCCUGUCAGUCCCUCUGAUGCUCCUGUGCCAAGCGCUGCCCACGAUGAUAGCAUCCUACGGCCAAGCAUGAAGCUGGUGAAGUUCAGGAAGGGGGAGAGCGUGGGGCUGCGGCUGGCUGGGGGGAACGACGUGGGCAUCUUCGUGGCCGGAGUGCUGGAGGAUAGCCCAGCUGCUAAGGAGGGCCUGGAGGAGGGCGACCAAAUUCUCAGGGUAAAUAAUGUAGAUUUUGCAAACAUAAUCCGAGAGGAGGCGGUGCUGUUCCUCCUGGACCUUCCUAAAGGUGAAGAGGUCACUAUUCUGGCCCAGAAGAAGAAAGAUGUGUAUCGGCGGAUCGUGGAGUCGGAUGUUGGCGACUCCUUCUACAUCCGGACACACUUUGAGUAUGAGAAGGAAUCUCCGUAUGGGUUAAGCUUUAACAAGGGUGAGGUCUUCCGUGUGGUGGACACCCUCUACAAUGGCAAGCUGGGCUCCUGGUUGGCUAUUCGCAUCGGCAAGAACCACCAAGAGGUGGAGAGGGGCAUCAUCCCCAACAAAAACAGAGCGGAGCAGCUCUCCAGCGUGCAAUACACUCUCCCCAAAACAGCAGGGGGCGACAGGGCUGACUUCUGGAGGUUUCGUGGUCUUCGCAGCUCCAAGAGGAACUUGAGGAAGAGCAGAGAGGACCUCUCUUCCCAGCCAGUCCAAACGAAGUUCCCAGCUUAUGAAAGAGUUGUACUGAGAGAGGCUGGUUUCCUGAGACCUGUGGUGAUAUUUGGGCCCAUCGCUGAUGUUGCUCGAGAAAAACUCUCCAGAGAAGAGCCAGAUCUUUUUGAGCUCGCAAAGAGUGAACCGAGAGAUGCGGGAACAGACCAGCGUAGUUCAGGAAUCAUUCGUCUUCACACCAUCAAGCAGAUCAUCGACAGAGACAAACAUGCUGUGCUGGACAUCACCCCGAACGCAGUGGACAGGCUGAACUAUGCUCAGUGGUACCCGAUUGUAGUCUUCCUAAAUCCCGAUAAUAAGCAGGGUGUGAAGAACAUGAGGACCAGACUGUGUCCAGAGUCCAGGAAGAGCGCCAGGAAGCUCUAUGAGAGAGCCAUCAAACUGAGGAAGAAUAAUCACCACCUGUUCACCACCACCAUCAACCUGAACAACAUGAAUGACGGCUGGUACGGCGCUCUGAAAGAAACAAUCCAGCAGCAGCAGAACCAGCUGGUGUGGGUGUCAGAGGGCAAGGCGGAUGGCACCACAGAGGAUGACUUGGAUAUCCAUGAUGACCGUCUGUCCUACCUGUCGGCACCAGGUAGUGAGUACUCCAUGUACAGCACGGACAGCCGCCACACUUCUGAUUACGAGGACACCGACACGGAAGGCGGAGCGUACACAGACCAGGAACUGGACGAGACUUUGAACGACGAGGUGGGUCUCCCCACGGAGCCCGCCAUCACCCGCUCUUCCGAGCCCGUUCGAGAAGACCCACCCGUAAUUCAGGACACUCCUGGUUACCCUGGAUACCAGCACCCCGUGCAGCCCGAACCAGCCAGUCGCAUAGACCCUGCUGGGUUCAAGAUGGCCGCUCCGCAACAGCAAGAUGAGGCUGCUCUGCCCAUGCCCUCGUUGCCUCCGACGGUGGUAGCGCCCCCUGCUGUUGAGCAGCCUGUACAGCUAGAGGGUAUGCACCUAGAGGAGCCGCCUGCUGCAGCCGCAGCUCCUCAGGCUGACUCACUUAGCAGCCCCAGCCCUGCCCCUGAGCUUAUUCAGCCCCCACCACCACCACACGAACCCCACCCGUCUGGACCGCCUGGUCCAGAACCAAAGAUGUACAAGAAAGAUCUGUACAAUAUGGAGGACCCUGUGCGAAUCAACCAUGGCCUGAAGCAGUCUAUGAGCUACAGUCACCAGCCGUCGUACCAGGACAAACAGCCAUACCGCGAAUACGACCACCCGCCUUACGGUUACGAUGGAGGCGGCUACACAGAACCAAAGCCUCACACUGACUCUCACCUGCACUACGACAACCGUGUGCCUCAUUACAACGAACAGUGGCCCCCCUAUGACCAGCAGACCUCGUCCUCUCAGCCCGCAGGGUACCAGCCGGGCCACCAGCAACCCAUGGGCUACAACCCCCGGUCCCCCUACGAGGACGGACCAGGGAGGGACUACAGCCCCCCUCAGCCGCGCUAUGAUGAGGCCCCGCCAGUGGGCUACGAUGGCAGACCACGCCACAGUAAACCUGGGCCCAUUCGUUAUGAUGAACCCCCGCCCCCGCCCCCAGCUGGCUAUGAUGCUCGCUCUCCUUAUGAGGCCGAACCUCACGGCUUCCCCAUAAAUUCACCACGAUCUCCAGAGCCUCCAAAGCAGUAUUACGGUGACUCUGGUCUGAGGCCCACCUACAUUCCUGGGCCUCCAAACCGGGGCUAUAAGCCAGGGAUGCAUGAGCCUAUGAUGAACUCUGAACCCACAAUUCCCCCUCCUAAAUCAGAGACCCUGUCCUCGCCAGGUGAGCCGGCCAUCACUCCAGGCUCCAAACCCCUCCCUCCACCACCCCGGGAAGACCUGGAUGAGGACCCGGCCAUGAAACCGCAGUCAGUGCUAAACAGAGUCAAGAUGUUUGAGAAUAAACGGUCUGUUUCUAUGGACAGGGCUAAAGAGGGAGAGACGGCGGCACUCAGGCCUGCAGAUGUUCCUAAACCUGUGAGUGCACCUGGCCCAGUCCUCAAAGCCAAUUCCCUCAGCAACCUGGAGCAGGAGAAGUCCACCUAUAGGGCUCCUGAGCCACAGAAGCCUCAUUCUAAACCCCUGGAUGAUGUAGUGCGGUCCAACCACUAUGACCCAGAUGAGGAUGAGGAGUACUACAGGAAACAGUUGUCCUACUUUGACCGCCGUAGCUUUGACAGCAAGGCCAUGGGCCAGCCGAGUCCUGGCAUCAACCGCUUCCAUGAUCUGCCCAAACCAGCUCAGCUGUCCUACCCAUACAGCCGAGUUGAGUCUGUAGAGAAGGUGAGUCCAGUGGAGAAAAGAUACGAACCCCUGCCCCAAAUCAGCCCAUCCUCCCAGUAUGGGCCCCCUGCGUCCGCCAUCCCACCCAACACACUGCCCAAACUCAUCCCCAAUGACGCUAACGCCAUACCCGAGCCGUUGAGCUCACCCAAUCCUAAGCCUGAGCUGGCAGCUCUCAGACCGGCCAGCAGGGACGAACCCACCCCAGGCGGCUACCUGCCCCCGCGAGGCCUCCCGGACAAAUCCCCCGUCAACGGCACAGAUGCGGCACCCCCAAAGACGCUGGCCGCUCCCGCUCCAACUAGCUACAACCGCUACGUCCCCAAGCCGUACACCAGCUCCGCCCGGCCCUUCGAGCGCAAGUUCGAGAGCCCCAAGUUCAACCACAACCUGCUGCCCAACGACACACAGGUGAAGACGGACCUCCUCAGUAUGCCCAGCGUGGUGAGCAACAGCGGUGGGAAGCCUCAGCUGUCGCCGCAGCCCCUGGAUCACGACAGUGGCCUGGACACCUUCACACGCACUAUGGACAACAGGCCCAAAUACCAGCACAAUAACAUCAAUGCCAUCCCCAAGGCCAUCCCAGUCAGCCCCAGCACGCUAGACGACGACGACGAAGACGAAGGGCACACGGUGGUGGCCACCGCCCGGGGGAUCUUCAACUGUAACGGAGGGGUCCUGAGCUCCAUCGAGACGGGUGUCAGCAUCAUCAUCCCCCAGGGCGCCAUCCCCGAGAGCGUGGAGCAGGAGAUUUACUUCAAGGUGUGCCGGGACAACAGCAUCCUGCCCCCCCUCGACAAGGAGAAAGGAGAAACGCUGCUAAGUCCGCUGGUGAUGUGUGGCCCUCAUGGACUCAAGUUCCUGAAGCCGGUGGAGCUGCGCUUACCUCACUGUGCGUCUAUGACCCCUGAUGGUUGGUCUUUUGCUCUAAAAUCCUCCGACUCCUCGUCGGGUGAUCCCAAAACCUGGCAGAACAAAUCUCUCCCCGGAGACCCAAACUACCUGGUGGGUGCAAACUGUGUGUCCGUGCUCAUUGACCACUUCUGAAGAGGGCAACAGCUGGCCUGUUACUGAAUGUGAUAAACAGGGGACCUCGCUCGCCCCUGCCGUGCUCCCCCCGCCGCGGCGGGGUGCACGAUGCUCGAUGAAGUAUGAACUUGUUACUCUCACGUUGUUUACUGUGCCCAAAAGAAAAAAAAAAGAAAAAGAAAAAACACACAUACA
Messenger RNA from Chelmon rostratus (copperband butterflyfish), 5551 nucleotides. It is a transcript of the gene tjp1b, whose product is annotated as tight junction protein 1b. Gene Ontology annotation, biological process: establishment of endothelial intestinal barrier; cell-cell junction organization; cell-cell adhesion. The record is from RefSeq and is a predicted model, not a curated record. Lineage: Eukaryota; Metazoa; Chordata; Actinopteri; Chaetodontiformes; Chaetodontidae. The coding region runs from base 155 to 5374 and encodes 1739 amino acids. The transcript has 28 exons. Gene Ontology annotation, cellular component: bicellular tight junction; plasma membrane. Gene Ontology annotation, molecular function: cell adhesion molecule binding.